GAGAAACUCAAAGUAACAACAGACUUCACAGAGGCCUUUUCGAUUAUUAACUCUAUCGAGCCCAGAAUUGCUGCAGAGACUGCUACUUCAAAUCUUCUUCCCCUUAUUCAUACAAUUAAACGCCAUCUUGUUGACUUUGCAAGGAGUUCGGAAAAAAACAAAACCCUUUUAGUCAUAUCUUCUCCGAAAGAUUCAAAGCCUUCAAACAGGGGAAAGAUCGACAGAAAAGAUUCUAAAACAAAAGAGAUGAGUACUAAUAGCUUUAAAGGACACAAAGUGAUUCACAUCAGCAACGACGUUGAAGGUAUUUCUUUUGAUUUUAGCAUAGUUAAAUAAUAGAAACGGCUGUGCACUCCCUUAUGGUUUUAAUUUUUAUUAAGUUCUUUUUGUACCUGAGCGUUCAGGGUUUUCAAGGGAAUUGCAGUCAUGUUGACCUACCAGACCAAUAUAGACACCCCAUUGACUUGGUCAGUCACACUGAGUCAACGAUAGAAACAAAAUACACAAAACAAAAGUUAUAGUAAUAUUAAUAAUAAUAAUAAUAAUAAUAAUGAUAAUGAUAAUAAUGAUAAUUAUUAUAACAAUAGGAAUGGGAACUUAGCUGUGGACAUCCUACGCGAUGGCCCUAAAUUUAGUUCGGUCUGGGAGUUCCCUAGCUGAAUUUUAGCGAUCAUUUUCAUCACAUCAACCCUAGGGCACUUUAUAGCUAGUUUCAGUCUACCAGCUUCGAAAUAUUUAAUUUUAUAAUUAAGUUUAUUUCGUGACAAAAGAAAUGAAAACCACUUUGUCCGAUUUCACCUGCAGGUAGGCUAGGAAAAUGGACUGUUCUAAGAGCUAUGGAAAAGUAGGUAUUGAAAAUAUCUGUGUCUACAUCUUUUUCACACCGAGUAGUAUUUUGGGGCGUGGUUAAGUAUUUUGCAUUAAGAGCUAUUGACGAAAUUUUAGGCAAGACUCUGUGCCAUAACUUAUUUUUAUCACUUCAGUUAUCGUUAUCGUCACAGUAACUCUAGAUACCCUCUCAGACAAUGGCUUCGAGGUGUCUCACUAAAACAAUUGAUGUUAUUUAAGACUUUUAGGUUCCAUACCCUCAAAUGUCACUACUGCGGAGAGAAUAUGUCGUCCAGGUCCCAUACAUUGGACAGGAAAAUCAUCGGAGACCGCGGAUAAGACAUGCCUCAUCAUGGGUGACUCGAUCAGUUUAGGGUACGCUUAAAUGAAAGGUUACUAAUUGACGAAUGGGUGUGGUGAGAGGAGAUGAAUACUAUAAAGAGUAAUGUUAUUUUAUGAGAGCUCGAUAUAAUAUAGAGUUAAUUCAUCCACCUUCUUAUUAAGAUAGGUAACUUUAAGAUGCUUCCUCGAUAAAAAGUGCCGGUUCUUCUUUCUUCCAAUUCCGAUGUUAUUUUCAGUGAAAGUGCACCACCCUCAUUAGUGCUCCUCAAAUUCUGAGAAAGCUCGAAUUUCUUUGGCUGCUACAUUUCUCCAAAACCUCGGCUUUUAACAGAUAAUUAUGUGGUUGAUCGGAAUUGCAGUUGGUAGAGUUGAAUCGAGGGAGAAAGUAAAAUCAUUGUUUUUCUCACGAGUAAUUUUGGGUGAAUCUUACUAGUUAGGAGAGUUACUGGCCCUUUCGCUUACAAAAUUAGCCAAAGAAUUUCGACAGAAAUACACAAAAAUUGCGAAAGAGCAGGACUAAAGAUUUUUCAGAUGGCGUCACAACUGAUUUAUAAUUCACUAUGAUGCACUCGGUAGGGAAACAGGGGGGGGGAGGUUACGGUGUAGCAGAGAGCAACCCUUUGUAACCUUUCCUUUUGUGUUAAGGAAAGUAGAUAUCGCCUAUUCUCGCUUUCAAAACGGCGGGAAAUGAUUGACUUUCGAGGAGUCACAUUCUACGAGAUUUCCCGCUGAAAACGAUGUUUAAUUGCUUAACUUUCACUGUUGGCUUCUGCACCAGUGAUGAGGAUUGAGAAAAGAGUUUAUAUUAUCAUAUUGGUUGCAGUUAAAUUUAUGAUGAGCAAAACAAAACCGUAGUGUUAACUUCAAUUUACACUUUGUUUCCCCUUUUAGUUAUAUGGAUUAUGUUGUUGAAUUGCUCGACGGAGACUGUACUGUCUAUCACGCUCCAUGGUCUGGUGAUGGAGGAAGCUUAGACACGCGCUAUAUGCUUCAGUGUUUACCCAUGUUUCUAUCCUCAAGUUUCUACGAACCUGUUCAGUAUGACGCCAUAAUAUUUAAUGCUGGAAUUCAUGAUAUUGACUGCUGCGAUUAUCAUAACGAGGUUAGUGAGAUAUUUUCUAAUUUACCCAAAUCGUCAUUCCAAAAAGGGAAUUUUUGUUUGUUUGUUUGUUUGUUUUUUAUUUUUGUUAUUUUGUAUUUAUUGCACUUUAUUUAUGAAAUCACCAUCGUUCAGGAAAGCGGUAUGAUGAGAGUAAGUAUUAACAUGUUUUGUAGUAAUAACGCUUCUUACCUGGCUGAAGCAGCGGGACAGUAUAGGGAUUGAAAAUUUAUCGAAUUACAAUAUUUCAUACAAAUUACUUUUUGUUAAUAUUUUAAUGAGUUCUUAGUGGUGCUUGGGUGGUUUUGAAAUUUUCUUCACGUUUGCGUAAUAGUGUUUAGCUCCUUUGCUAUACAAAAAAUUACAUCUAAACGAUAAAAACAGAAGCAACAAAAACAGAUGGUAUUGCCAAAAUAUUCCAUUAAUUACAAUGGUAAGGUUAGUUGUGAGGAACAAAAAUUUCUCUCCAUAUAAGUAUCAAAAAAAGGAUAAAUGGUGCGAAUCUUUUCUCGAUUUCAGGUAUAAUUGAGUAGUAAGUAUUCAUCACAGUUCAACUCAAAUCGAUGUCGUCUUUUUUUUCUUCUUUUAAGUAUGUCCCUCUCAAAGAAUACAGAAAAAAUCUGAAUAAAAUCAAGUCGGCUUUAUUAAAAACAGGCGCUAUGGUUGGCUUCGCGACCUCCACACCCGUCCCAUUUAGCAAAAAGAUGGACCAGAGGCUUAGACAGUACAACAAAGCUGCAGAAAAGUAUGUGAGUUGAAAAUAGCUUGUGUUUUUGUCAUUAACACACAAAGAACUAUUAACGUUUUGACUGCUAGGGUAUUAUGUGAGUACUAUUAACUCCACGUAUCGUACGAUAUGCAAUACGGGUUGGCGAGAGUAAAUCAUCUUCUCGGAAGGUGAAAGUAAAUUUACAGUGAUAAUUCAAUUCGAUCGACAAAGGCAAUUUGAAGGGAUUGUUCACAAACUCUCUUUUCUUUCUUGGUCUUACAGAGUUAUGAAGGAUGAUAAAUCCAUUAAAGUAAUAGACCUCUACCACGCUUUAACCGAAAAAUGUGGUGGACUGACCAAAACAUGCAGUCUAUUUCUGGAUCAGCCAAAUGUAGUAAGUGAUGCGAAUGGCCGACAGUGUACAUAUGCUCUAAAUAGUUUUUAUUCUUUUUUAACAACUUUUCAUCGCAUGGAUACAAAAAGUAUGUGCAAAAUAGGUAGGGUUCUGCUCAAAUACAAGCUUAUCAGGUUUAUGGGUUGGUCCCUUUUUAUCAGGGAUGCCUUCCUGACGUGGGUGACCCUCUUCAACUUACAACCUUUGUAACUGAAACACCUGUGGAAAGAGGCACUUCCUUGAGAAAUUUGUACUUUAAAAUAUUAUUGAGAAAGACCUUUUCUCUCUCUAGCAUCUCAGUGGUGAAGGUUACUUUUUAUUGGCUGAAAAGGUCAGUCAAGGAUUCAAGUCUUUGUUGAAACGAACAAAGAAAAGAAAGAAAAAAGGUAUCAAACAUUAAUAUUUACAAACUUAGUCCAUGAUUUUUAAAAAUCAGAAAGAUGUGAGAGAAUUGUGUGGAUAGCAACGUGUAAAAUUAACAAGUUUAAUCUUUCAGAUGAGGGUUGCCUUUGAUAGGACAGUUCAAACCUGGCAAUUAAGCAUAUCAGUGAUGGAAAGAACCUUAAGGAAAAAAUAUAAAUGGCCAAGUAGAUCUGACUAUUUAUCCCAUUCUAACCAAUCAAACUAACGUAAAAGCAUAUGGAUCGAGUAACUGCUUUCAGCUCCAUUCAAAUAUGGGAUAAUUCUUUUCCACAAUUUUGGGGAUUGCACUUCGGGAUAAUGGUGUUAACUGGAUAUUUCAUCAUUACAGUAUGUAGAAAUCCAAAUUACUCGUCUUGGUCCACUGUACUCACUUUACUCCACUUUAAUAAAGGGGUAAGUUUCUAAAGAAACUGUGGUGCUGCGUCGGUGGGAGAGUAUAGCAGGUAAUCUAGUGUUAACAACCGGGUUGAAAAAGUAAAUUAGCCACCGUAAAGGGUAAAAAAGCUGACGUUUCGAGCGUUAGCCCUUCGUCAGAGCGAUACUCCACUUUAGUUCAUUACCCUCCGAUGAAGACUUUCAUUCCUGUUUACGCUUCUCACAUUGACGAUCCUCGUGGGCGUUCUCCAGCUUACAGAGGUCUCGCCCAUUUUGAGUUCGCAUCGUACAAGUUCACCUCACGACUUUAUAUGUUUCAUCACCGAUUAAAUUAUUACCCGUAUCAAAAAACAGGCAUACGUAAAGCUGACACAAAAGUAUUUAGACAACAUUCUCCUAAAUAGAAAAUCAGUAUAACAGACAGCCAAAAAUAAACACACAGUCGCUAAAAAAGAUCAUUUUAUUCUCGACAGUUUCCAAGCAAAACGAUGCUCCUCCUGGUUCACUAUAUUGUGUACCAAAAACAGGAAAAAAGAGGAAAAACAUACACAACCUGACAGGUUGUCCUGGAAACACAACCUGCUGCCUAAACGGUUAUUCCAAUUCUUUCGUUGGCUGUUGUAUGUUAAAGGAUGCAAUGGAUUGUGGGGAUAACUGGCAUUGCUGUCCUAAAGCAACUGUUUGUGACCCUGGCUGUACUGGAAAAAGUUGCGUAUGUCGCAAAGCACCUUGGGAAUCAAAAGCGUCUAGAACUGCAUUUUCUCUCUUGAUGAAAGCAUUAAAUUCAUUUUGGAACAAAAUAGCUAAAAACUAUCCAUCCUUAGAAAAAUCAUGA
Messenger RNA from Pocillopora meandrina, 5005 nucleotides. The record is from the annotation of a GenBank genome assembly. Lineage: Eukaryota; Metazoa; Cnidaria; Anthozoa; Scleractinia; Pocilloporidae.